CUCUAUGAGAGUCGAGGCUAACCCUGUUUCCAAAGCCGUCUUUCCCAUGGAUGUCGACGCGUCCUCUAUCCCGUCCGUCGGAACUAGCGAAUCGCGUGACGCUACAGCUGAAGAGAAAUCAACCUUGGAACCUAAUGUACUACGCGCAGCGCGUGCAGAUGGACCAGCAGUAGUUCAAACAGCCGGAGCAGAACGGCAAGCAGCAGCAGCAGCAGCAGCCGCAUCUGCAGCGAGAAAUGCAUUAGAACUAGAAGCGAGUGACUCUGUAGCGGGUUCUGACGGAAAGGCACCUGAGGUACUGCUAUCAGAGCGCGCCGAGAUAGUAGCCGACCCAUCUAUUGAUGCUACAGCAAUCCCGUCGGAACCGUCCCUCGCGACCGAUCCUGGUCGCGAAACCCUAGCGGAGGCUCGGGAGGCUCCAGACCUGAGGUUCGGUAGCAAGGGUCGGAGGUGCGGGUCGCGGAGGACGAGCAGCGGAAGGCCCGGCGGAGCUCUGGCUGCAGCCGCGGCAGCUGCAAUUAGCGAGUUAGCGGAGAUUGCGGCGGGAAACGAGGCGGGAAAUGCGGCGGGAAAUGCGGAUGGCGCAGCGACGGAGGAGAACAAUCGUGAAGCGCUUGGGGAAGCGGAAACAGAAUCGAUAGGGGGUGAAUCCGUACCCGGCGCGGAUAACGGAGAAGCCAUUAAGGGGGAUGCUGACAAAGGGGACAAACGCAUGGUUACCAGCAAAGUGGACAAACGCAUGGUUACCAGCAAAGGGGACAAACGCAUGGUUACCAGCAAAGAUUCCGACGCGGAUAGUAACGGGGGAAGAUGUGAGGUGGAUAGGAAGACAGAGGCGACCAACGCGCAGGAGGAGGGACGUGAGGGGGAGGCGGAAAGAAAGGGAGAGGACACAAGAGAGAGAAAAGAGGGGGGAAAGGAGGAGGCGGAACAGAAGGGCGGGGAUAGGGAGAAUGCCUCAUCCGCACUGUCCAAUGAGAAUGCUCCAUCUGCACCGACCACUGAAAAUUCCCCAUCCGCACCGUCCGCUGAAAAUGCUCAUGCGGCUGAGAUCUUUCCGUUAGCAGCAGUGAAUGGACGGUUGGCCGAUCUACCCACAGCAGCCCGAUGCCGAGGCAGGAGUGCGGGUGUUGGGAGGAAGAGUGUGGGGCAUGCGCAGUCCCCCUGGGAUGGGGAUAUUUUGGGGGGUGAUAAGAGUGUGGGGGGUGAUAAGAGUGUGGGGGGUGAUAAGAGUGUGGGUGAUGGGAAGAAGAGUGAGAAAAACAAUUCAGGAGGUGAUAAGAGCUUCGGUGCUGAUAAGAGCUUCGGUGCUGAUAAGAGCUUCGGUGCUGAUAAGAGUUCGAGCAUUAGGUCGCAGGGUGGGAUUGAGGGCAGCAUCUUGGGGUUUCAGGGGGGCAGCAGCUUGGGGUUUCUUUUAGAGGCUGUGAUUGUAGAGAGGGGAGCAGCCAUGGAAAGGAUAGGGGGGGAUGAGGGAGAAAGGGAUGCAGCAGCGAAAGAGAGGUGGGCAGAAGAGGAGAGUAGAGAGGCAGCAGAGAGGGGACGAGGAAUAGCAGGGGUAGGGGAAGAGGGAGCAGGGGAAGGGAAAGAGGCAGAAGCAGAGGAGGAGCAAGGGGCGGCAGAGGAAGCACGGGGAGCAGAGGGAGCAGAGGGAGCAGAGGGAGCAGAGGGAGCAGAGGGAGCAGAGGGAGCAGAGGGAGCAGGGGGAGCAGAGGGAGCAGAGGGAGCAGAGGGAGCAGAGGGAGCAGAGGGAGCAGAGGGAGCAGAGUUAGCAGAGGGAGCAGAGGGAGCAGAGGGAGCAGAGGGAGCAGAGGGAGCAGAGGGAGCAGAGGGAGCAGAGGGAGCAGAGGGAGCAGAGGGAGCAGAGGGAGCAGAGGGAGCAGAGGGAGCAGAGGGAGCAGAGGGAGCAGAGGGAGCAGAGGGAGCAGAGGGAGCAGAGGGAGCAGAGGGAGCAGAGGGAGCAGAGGGAGCAGAGGGAGCAGAGGGAGCAGAGGGAGCAGAGGGAGCAGAGGAAGUAGAAGGGGCAGAAGAGGCAGAGAAAGGGGCAGCAGAGGAAGGAAAAGAGGAAGCAGGGGAGGGAAGGGGGGAAGCAGACGAAGGAAGAAGAACCCGGCCCCAGAGGCAGAAGAGGAGGAGGGAUAUGGAGGGGGGCGACGACCGCGAUGAUGGUGAGGAGGGAAGAGGGGGAGGAGAGGAAGAGAAAGGGGAGGAUGCGAAAGCAACAGCAGAGGGAGAAGCAGAGGGAGCAGCAGAGGGAGCAGCAGAGGGAGAAGGAGAGGGAGAAGGAGAGGGAGCAGCAGAGGGAGCAGCAGAGGGAGCAGCAGAGGGAGCAGCAGGGGAAGGGGGAGAGAAAGAAGGGGAAGGAGGAGAGAGAGCAGCAGAGGAAGGGGUCAGGAGCCGACCCCAGAGGCAGAAGAGGAGGAGGGAUAUGGAGGGGGGCGACGACAUGUACGUGUGGGGGCUGGUGGGCCGGGGUUGGAGAAGCGCGGCUAGUAGGAGCAGUGGGGGGAAGGGAGGGAAGGUGGGGAGAGCGGAGGGGGGGAGAGGGGAGGGGGGGAGAGGGGGGAGAGGGGGUGACGAGGGUGAGGGGAGGAGGGCGGGGAAGAGAAUGAGAGGGGGACGGACGGGGGCAGUGGGUAAAGCUUCUGGAGCAGCAAUCGGUGGUGGUGCUGCUGCUGCUGGUGCUGCUGCUGAUGCUGCUGCUGCUGCUGCUGCUGAUGCUGCUGAUGCUGGGACCUUUGCUGGUGCUGGUGGUUCUAUUGGUGCAGCUGCUGGUACUGUUGUUGGUGGCGUAGCUGCCUCUAUGGGGGGGAGGGCAGGUUUUGGGACCCAGUGGUCUGGCCUACUCAAAGGCAGUCAAGGGGCACAGCAGCAGCAGCAGCAGCAGCAGCAAGCAGGCCGGCCAAGAGGAGGCUUCAGCUUUCCACUGCUCUCUCUGCCGCGCUCCACGCAACUCCACCUGCCUCUACCCAUCUCCACCGCACUCAGACCUCCUCUCCACUCUGCUCACCCUACAGUGUUCCCUCGUCCCCUCCCUGCAUCUCUCCCUACUAGUCACCCUGCCAUGCUUUCUGCCGUCCAUUUGAGCGCCCAAAGCCCUUUCCCUACGUUUGGUAUAGCUCCUGCUGCUGCUACUCCUGCUGCUGUUGCUGCUACUGCUGCUGCUGCUGCUGCUGCUGCUGCUGCUGCUUCUGCUCCUCUUGCUGCUCCUCCCGCUGCUGCUCCUUUCGUUCCUCCUCCUCAUGUUGCUACCGCUUCUCUUGCUGCCGCUGCCGCCGGUGCUGGUGAUGGUGGUGGUGGUGGGCCUGUUGCCACCAUUGGUCCUGGUCCACCUGCCACUGCUGUUUCACCUGAGCUUUCACCUGAAUCGCUGCUUGUGGUGUCUGAAACGAAGGCAGCCAGGUUGCUUCUACUGGGUCCUUCCCAUGCCACUGAUGUUGCUCAAGGGCUGCUGUCUCUAGUGCAGUUUGAGAUUCGGGGGCUUCGAAUCGUUCACAAGCUAGGGUCCCCCCUCCCCCAGUCCGCCCAUCCACCGGGCUACGAGAAAGCAGGCUCUAUCCGCUGUGACAUCUGCACCACUUCGUGUGCUCGACUACCGUUGACUGUUAUUGGGUCGUCCGACGUUCUACAGCAUGACGUCUGCACCACCACCACCACCACCACCACCACCACCACCGCCGCCGCCGCCGCCGCCACCACCACCACCACCACCACCGCCGCCGCCGCCGCCGCCACCACCACCACAACCACCACCACCACCACCACAACCACCACCACCACCACCACCACAACCACCACCACCACCACCACCACAACCACCACCACCACCACCACCACCACCACAACCACCACCACCACCACCACCACCACCACCACCACCACAACCACCACCACCACCACCACCACCACCACCACCACCACAACCACCACCACCACCACCACCACCACCACCACCACCACCACACCACCACCACCACCACCACCACCACCACCACCACCACCACCACCACCACCACCACCACCACCACCACCACCACCACCACCACCACCACCACCACCACCACCACCACCACCACCACCACCGCCGCCGCCGCCGCCGCCACCACCACCACAACCACCACCACCACCACCACCACCACCACCACCACCACCACCACCACCACCACCACCGCCGCCGCCGCCGCCGCCACCACCACCACAACCACCACCACCACCACCACCACCACCACCACCACCACCACCACCACCACCACCACCACCACCACCGCCGCCGCCGCCGCCGCCACCACCACCACAACCACCACCACCCCACCACCACCACCACCACCACCACCACCACCACCACCACCACCACCACCACCGCCGCCGCCGCCGCCGCCACCACCACCACAACCACCACCACCACCACCACCACCACCACCACCACCACCACCACCACCACCACCACCUCGCGCUUCUAAACGCCCUUCGCAUGCACCUGCUGCACCUCUGCUCCCCACCUCCCCGCUCUCCGCCUCCCCCCUCUCCACCUCCCCCCACUCCACCUCCCCCCACUCCACCUCCCCCCACUCCACCUCCCCCCACUCCACCUCCCCCCACUCCACCUCCCCCCACUCCACCUCCCCCCACUCCACCUCCCCCCUCUCCACCGUCCCCUCCUGUUGCCCUUCCCCCUUCACCAUCUCCUGCUACUGCUGCUCCUCCUGCAGCUGCUGUUACAGUGCCUGCUACAGUAGCUGCUGCUGUGGUGUCAGCUACAGUGUCAGCUCGAGUACCUGCUACAGUACCUGCUGCAGUGUAUGCUACAGUGUCAGCCCCAGUAGCACCUGUUAGCGAUGCACCUACCCCAGUCCCUGUUUCAACAGGCGGGCAGGCAAACGGGCAGAUGAACGGGCAGAUGAAUGGGCAGAUGAAGGGGCAGCUGAAGGGGCAGCUGAAGAGUCAGUCACGCAACAGCAACAACAGUAACGUCAGUAGUAACAGCAGUGGAAGAAGUGUUUGCCACAUGAGCAGCAUCCGUGUUGAGCUGAUUGCAGAAGAGCAUCUCUAUGUUCGCCCCUCUGUGCUCUCCGCUGUUCUCAGCACCACACACGGCGCCUCUAGUUCGGAGGCGCCUCAAGUAGCGCCUCUCGAUGCACGCCCCCCUGUGCACUCUGCUGCUGUCAAGCCCACACACGGCACCUCUGCCUCGUCUCUCUUACCUUCUCCUGAACCCUUUUCCCCGGAGGGGGAUGGAGGCAACGGCACAUGGAACAUGGAAGGAGGGAGAGAAAAGGGUCCACGUGGCAUGGAGGAGAAAGGUCCACAUGGCGGGCUAACACAGUGCCAGGUGUCCUUGCCAGCAUGGAUGUACCAUAUCAUUCGCCAGCUGGCGUUGACCCCCACGCAGCCGUCCCCUUCCCGCCGCCUCCUCCGGCUCGGCAUUGUGGGGGUAGAUGGGUUUUUGGUUCAUGCGGCAUCGGUAGCCGGGAAGGGAGAUGCUGCAGCAGCGACAGCACUAGCAGCAGCAGCUGUAGCAGGAACGGCUGCCAUACUAGUACCUGCAGCACCAGCAGCACCUGCAGCACCUGCACCUGCAGCACCAGCAGCUCCAACACGUGUAGCAGGAAAAGUAGACACUGCAGGGGCCACUGAGGGAGCAGCCACUGCAGGAGCUUCAGCGGGUGAUGGUUCCAGGGACGACUUGAUCGCAGCAAGUGGACCUGCAGCUGGUGCUGAUGUGAGUGAUGCAGCUAGUGCUGGUGGUUCUGUAGCACAUGUGACAGUAGCGGAUGGUGCUGUAGCAAAUGGGGCACCGGACCUUGCAGGAGCUUCAGCGGGUGAUUGUAGCAGAGGCGGUUUGACUGUAGUAAGUGGAGCAGCAGCUGGUGGGAGUGGCGCAGAUGGUGCUGUAGCCGAUGGGGCAGCAGCGGAUGGGGCUGUAGCAGAUGGUACCAAACGCAGUUUGACUGUAGCGAAUGGAGCAGCAGCUGGUGUGAGUGUAGCAGAUGGUGGUGUCACCGAUGAGGCUGCACCAGGUGUGACUAUAGCAGAUAUGACUGUGGCAGAUGGUGCUGUAGUAGAUGGGGCUGCACCAGGUGUGACUGCAGCAGAUGUGACAGUAGCGAGGGCAGGCAUGGAGGAGCUUCAGUGGUGGCUGCGCUCCGUGCCCGCCACUCGCAGAGAGAGAUUGGCCAAGGAGAAACAGACCAACGAAAUCCGGGUGAAUAAGCGGGCACGGUACGGGGUGGUGGCUGGAGAAAGGGAGAUGAAGAGGCAGAGGGGAUCCAAGGAGGUUUCUAAGAAUGGGGCCCUGGGUUUGCAGGGAGAGGAGACGCCUGGUAGUGAGGAGGCUAAAAAGGAGGGGCAGGGUGUGCAGCAAGAGGUCGAAGGGGUGAAAGUUCGAGGAAAGAGGGGGAGUGAGGACGACGAGGAGUUAGGAGGGGAACAGGGGGGAAUGGUGGAGAGGAGGGGGGUGAUGAGAACUAGCAUGAUUGAGCCAUCAGAUGUAGUUGUACCUGUAGAUACGAUGGGAUCUUUUGGUAUGGUGGAGCAACAACUUUUGGGCGCACUGGUGCGAAAGCAUGCUCGGGCAGCCAUGAAACCCAUUCCAAGGUGCGUGAGACGAAGGCGAAAGGUUCUAAAGGAGGAUGCUUGCCAAGAUGUGUAGCGGAGUACCCAAUGUGUGGGUGGGGGGAAGGGGAAUGGGGAUAUAUCAUGGCAAUGCAUUGUCAAUCGUAUGGUGUUAGAAAGAUUAUCAAAUGCAGCUUCCAUGUAUUGAAGUAAACCACGUGUUUAGGGUGCUGUCAAGUAUGCUUCAACACCAUGAUGGCAUGAAGGCUAGUAAUGCCUAUACCUGUCGAGAGACCCGCUAGGGUUGCCCUUGAGAUCCUCGGGGAAGGGCUACAUGCCUCUCUCUGCCUGGGGGGUUGUGGGCACACUGACCCGCUACUCAUUCUUUUAGCUGAGUGGUUUGUGACUGAGUUCUGGCAAUAUUAUGGUCC
Messenger RNA from Closterium sp. NIES-67, 6980 nucleotides. The record is from the annotation of a GenBank genome assembly. NCBI's taxonomy places the organism in Eukaryota, Viridiplantae, Streptophyta, Zygnematophyceae, Desmidiales, Closteriaceae.